UUUCAAAGGACGAGUGGGAACCAAUGAGCAGUUGGCUGCGAAACCUGAUGUGAGAGGGCUCACAUGAAAAAUAAAUAAGGUGCAUCUGAUUGGCUGCCUGGAGAUGCCCUUUCCCCGCCUCACAGAAGGAAGAUACCAAUCAACUCAGGGAGAACGGGAGGAGGUGGACCCUCCGAGGGAAAGGAGUAGAAGAGAAGCGCCCGACGUCGGGCUCCUGGCAGCUUUGCUGUGGAGGUGGUGAAGGUGAUGAAGGUGCCCAGUACAAUGCAGACAAGUGAGUUUGACUCAUCAGAUGAAGAGACAGUUGAAAAUGAACAGACACCAUUUCAGGUAUCCUGGCUACCCUUAUCCCUUGUGAAUUGUUCUCAGUUUCUAGGUUUAUGUUCUCUUCCAGGUUGUAAAUUUAAAGAUGUUAGGAGAAAUCUUCAAAAGGACAUGGAGGAACUAAAGAACUAUGGUAUACAAGAUAUAUUUGUGUUCUGUACCAGAGGAGAACUAUCAAAAUACCGAGUACCAAACCUCUUAGACUUUUAUCAGCAGCAUGGAAUCAUCAUUCACCACCAUCCCAUCCCAGAUGGAGAUACACCUGACAUAGACAGAUGCUGUGGAAUCUUACAGGAGCUUGCAAUCUGUCUUGAAAAUAACCGGAAAACCUUAAUACAUUGUUAUGGAGGACUUGGGCGAUCUUGUCUUGUAGCAGCUUGCCUCCUCCUAUACUUAUCUGAUACAGUAUCACCACAGCAGGCAAUAGACAGCCUUCGAGAUUUAAGAGGAUCUGGGGCCAUACAGACCAUAAAGGAUAAGAAACUUGCUACCUCCCUGAAACCAGAAAGUGAACUGUUUGCAGAAGGUGCCAUGAAGAUGCCUGCAGAAACUACAUACUGAACCAAAAUGUCCAGAGUGAACUUUGGGGUGUGGUGAAUUGAACUGUGGGGGGUUGAAUGCAUUUGUUUUGAAUGUACACUCUAAUGCCAAAGGGGACUGCCCCCAAAUUGUUUGUUUGCUUGUCAAAUGCGCCUAAUGUUGAUUUUAUUCUUUUUCUCUUUUAUUUCCCCUUUGUCCCCAAAUUAAUGUAAUUUCCCUUGGAAAGUGCAAUAUUGUAUAUGCCUUUCGUUAAAAAUCUUUAGAGUUGUAAGUUGAUUUUGUUUAAAAUGAUCCCUUGGGGAGACUAGUCUCCCAAAGGAUCACAGGGGAAGUGUGUAAUUAGAAAUCUUGUACCCUUGAACUCCAUUUCCCAGCACCCCACUCUCCUCCUGUCGUUGACUGAUGUAGGCAGGAUAUAAAUUCUCCCUUUUCCCAUCUCUCUUCUUCUUCCUGAUGCAGCUUUGGUGGAGCUGGCUUUUUGAGCAGGUAGAUUAGCAAGGGUGGUUUUUUGUUAGAUAAUUGCCUUUUUAUUCCAUUACUUCUAGUGAUUAUUUACUGAAAACAUACUCACUUUCAUAGUGCUAAAAAAACAUGGUACUUUUCUUUCAGUCUGAUGUUUUCUUCAUACAUACAAUUCUGGAACUGUACUUUUUUUUGCAAAGAGAAGCAUGAAUUUAGCUUAGGUUUAUACUUAUUUACUCAAGGUCUUAUUCUGAUAAAAACAUGAUUAAUUUCAGCUUUUCCAAAAAUGGUAGAAGUGCUAUUAUGGGCACGCGCGCACGUGUGUAUGUGUGUGUGUAGAGACAGGUCUAAUUCACAUUUGGCCUCAGAUACUUUCUAGCUGUGUUACCCUCAGCAAGUCACUUCACCUCAAUUGCCUAGUCCUUACCGCUCUUAUGCCUCAGAACAAAUGCGCACAGUAUUGAUUCUAAGAUAAAAGUUAAGGAUUAAAAAAAAAAGACAGACCUGCCCCCCAAAAGACUUACUUUCUAAUGGAAAUAACAUAUGGGGGAAUGGUAGCCAGGGAAGGGUAUUUUGAUCUGGUUAAGUCAUAGGAAUAUUAGGCAAAAUCAGAUAUAUAUAUAUAUAUAUAAGAUUUUCUGAGGGUGGUUUUCGAAAAAUCAAAGAAAGACUCCCAUUGGCUUAGGACUAAAUGGAAAUGGACUCAAGUAGAAUGGAAGAGUCUCAAGAAUGAAAGAACCAGUCUCAUCACAGACUGGUUAUUAAGGACAUUUUGUUUUUGUAUCCCACAGGCCUACUUUGGUGCUUUGCACACAAAAGGAACUUAUAGCCAAAACUUUUUAAUCUAAAUUCUCUACCAGGAGGGGAUGUCCUCCUCUGAAGGGUAGGCAUCUAAGAGAAUCAUGGAGAAAGGAGGGAGCUAAAAGUGGGAAGAACAAAAAGACAAAGUGUGUGAGAGUAAAAAAGUCUGUAAGCUGGCAAAAUUUUCAUGUAGAUUACAGUUUAGAAAAGUGGUCUAAAUAAACCAACAUGACUUUAUAAUUUAAGGAUCUCACUGCUAGGAUCACAACCUAAAGAUAUAUUACUUAGAAAAAACAAAAGGACUUAACUAUACAAAAAUACUCAACUAUACAAAAAUACUCAAAGUAGUUUUAAUUUGAUAGUUAAAAUAAAACCAAAAACAGAAACUAGAAACAGUUCCUAUGGUCAAAUAAUUGGGGAAUGGAAGUUGAUGUAAGGGAAUAUUAUUGCAUCAUUAAAAAUGACAUGAAAAAUACAAAGGGGAAAAAAAGAAUAUUCACAUUAAAUGUGAAAUGGAAAAAGAGCAACAAAAUAAAAAGGAUAUCUUGUUAUUUUUCUUAAUAUUAAAUAUAUACAUAACAUUAUAAAUAAUGAUCUUUGGUUUUAUGUAUGAUCCUCUAUUUGGAUAUCUGUUUUUGUUAAUGGAUAUUAAAUGUAGGAAAAAAUAUAUACUCCAAACCCCCAAAUAACUUCAAGAUAAAGGAAAUAAGAAAGAUCAUGUGGUAGCUGUACAAGGAACUCAUGAACAACUUUAGACUUUUAAAAGUUAAGUACAAGAAAUGGAAGAAUUACACAGGUUUAGAUAGGCUGUGAUCUUCAUCAAUGAUAGGAACAUCAAAUACAGAGAUCAUAUAUCCCUAAAUAUCUGAUGAUUUCAAAAGACUGUACUUCUCUUUUUAUUUGUACUUUGUGUGUACUUCCCAUCUUUUGCAAAUGGUUUUUAAAAAUGUGAACUUGUAAACUGUUUAGAAAAUGACACAUAACCCAAGAAAAUCAAUAGUAAAAAGAAAAGCCUCAUCAAAAUAUUUAUAGCAGCAUUUGUAAUAACGAAAAACUGAAAACAAAGAUGUUAAUGGCUCUCUGUGAAGGGGAAAGAUCACAAAUUUAUUCUGAAAUUAAAACGAUGUAACAACAAAAGAUGAUAAAAUAAUUGGCAAAGCCAAUCAAGUCCAAGCUUGUUAACAUGUUUCCUUGGGUAGCAAUAUAUAUAUUCUAUUUUUUCCUUUGCUUUUCAAGAAUCCUAAAUAAAACUCAGUGUCAGUUGAGGCUUUCAAUAAAUACCUCAGACAACAAAAUGAACUAUUUAUUUAGUCUUUAAAGCUAUAGUUGACACAUGCUGAGAUCUAGAACUGGAAAGGACCUCAUUAGUCAUUUAGUCCAAUCCCCUUAUUUUAUAAAUAAGUAAGGCCCAGAGAGGUUAAAUGAUUUGCUCAACAUCACGUAAGUAUACUAAGUGGUAUGCCUAGGAUUUGAGACUAGGUUCUGUUAGCUCUGAAUGUAGUGGUCUUUCUACUAUAUCUAAUGUCUCAUCAGGAGCCUAGAUCAGAGCCAAAAUGACAGUGAGAAAAGUGUCAAGGUCAGAAUUUCCUGUUUUGGGCUCUAAAAGAAGGGUUUGAUAUGACUGCACUCAUAAAAUUUAUUUAUCAGAUUGUUUAUCAUCUGAGGAAGGUGAGAAAAGAAGAAAUGGUAGGAGAAACAGAAUUUGGAACUCAAAAAAAAAGUUAAAAACUUUUUAUAUGUAACUGGGGAAAAUAAAUAAAUAUAGAAAAAAAUAAAUAAAGUUUGAUAAACCCAUAGAUCUAAGUGUUUGGUUUGUUGUUUUUUUAACCCUUACCUUAUAAUACUGUGUAUUGGUUCCAGGGUCACACAGCUGGGAAGUGUCUGAUGCCAAAUUUGAACCUAGGACCUCCCAUCUCUAGGCCUGGUUCUCAAUCCACUGCACUACCCCAGCUUCCCCCUAAGAGUUUGGUUUUUAAAAAAAACCCUUACCUUCCAUCUUAGAAUCAAUACUAUCAAGGCAGAAUGGGGUUAAGUGAUUUUCCCAGGGUCAUAUAGAUAAGAGGUGUCUCAUGUUACAUUUGAACCCAGUACCUCCCAUCUUUAGGCCUGACUCUCAAUCCACUGAGCCACCUAGUCGCCCUCAUCUAAGUGUUUGAUAGUUACAUUGAGUCUCAGGGAGGCUGACUCUGGCUGGAACUCCCUCUGAGGAGACUCUGUCCCUCUGAAUCCUUGCUUGGACAAAUCUUGUGGUGAGUGGAUAAAAUACUGACUGAUCUUUCUUUUAGGGCUUGGGCUGGCCUGGGCUGGCCUAUCCUUUUUCUCUAUAUUCCCCCUCUCUCUCUGUCUCUCUGUCUCUGUCUCUCUCUGUCUCUGUCUCUCUCUCUCUUUCAUUAAUUCCUCAUUUGUAUUAAUUAAAAUCUCUAUAAAACCCAGCUGACUUGGGUAUAUUUAAUAAUUGGGAAUUUUUCCCUGGUGACCACCUUAUAUUUGAUUUAAAAACAAGACACUGUCUUGAAACCAUAUUUUCUGUGGUCACAAUUUAAGGCUCCAACUCUUUUAUAUGCCACAAUUUAAAUCUUCCACUAUUUUAAUUAUUACAAUUGCUAACUUUGAGAUGUAUGGCUGAGAGUUUCAGGGUAAUUUUAUUCUAUGAAUGGAGAUCUAUCUUGGCCUCAAAGGGGCUCACACAAACUGGGAAUCUUAGUUUUGAUAGGACAAUAGUUUUUUUCCCUUCUUAGCCCAGGAAUUUUUCAUGUUUUACUCAGGGAGCAGUAGACAGAGUUCAUCAGUGAUCCAGAAGGGUACAACCUCCACAAAGUUUUAUAGAUAGUUCUUAUAUAGUGGAAAAGAAACAAUUCUCUUAUUUUAUAUGCAUUCCUACCAGGAAAACUAAUCUUUGGACAAGGCUAAAAGUGGCUUGAUAGGAAACUGAAGUCUAAAGAAGUGAAACGUUAAGUCCUCAAAUACUUUGUCAGUUAGCUCAGAACAACUAUAUCCCAGGUAUUGACAGAAUGAUAGUCUGAAAACUAAAGGCCAACCUUGAUUUCAAUUUCUAGGAAAAAAGUAGAAUAUAUUAUUAGUUCAGAGCAUUUAGAAAUAGAAACAGUGAUUAUUACAAGUCUGCUUUUGUUCAUAAGAAAUAUGUCUGCAUUGGCUCUGGAGUCAGAGCAGUUGAGUUUAAGUGCCACCUCUGGGAACCGUGGGACUUUGGAAAAAUCAUAACUUCCUGGUUCUCGGUUUUCUUAUCUGUGAAACAAAGGUUUCAUUGAACUAGGCUGCCUUUAAAAUCCCUUUCAACUCUAAAUCUAUAAUGCUAUAGUCAAAGAUCUACCAUAAACAGAUCUAGAUCUAAAUUUCAAGAAGUUAUGUAUAUAUGUACAUAUAUAUCUGGUAUAUAUGCAUAAUAACUGCAAAUUACUUACAGAGAUGGCAGUUAGGUGGUAUAUUACCCCAGACCUGGAGCCAGGAAGUCCUGAACUCAAAUAUGCUUUCACAUACUAGCUAUGUGACCCUGAGCAAGUCACUGAACCUCUGCCUCAACUUCUUCAUUUAUUAAAUGGGGAAAAUAAUAGCAUCUGCUUCCCAAGACUAUUGUAAGAAUCAAAUGAGAUGAUAAUUGUAAAGCACUUAGCAAAGUGCAAGUGCCUGGCACACAGAGAGUGUUACAUAAAUGUUAAGAAUUAUUAAUAGCUAAUAUUACAUUUGUGUGUAUUAGCACUCUUUACACUUAUUCUAUACAUAUAUGUACUCAAUAUUUCUAUCCCUACAUCUGACACAUACCAUAUAAAUACUUAUUAACUGAACUCUGAUGUUACAGCAAAAGAUACAUAUGAAAUACUAGUUCAAAUCUAGAAAGAAGGGGAACAGUCCAACAUCUGGAGUACCCUUUAGUUCUAGGAGCCACAUUUUAGAAAGGAUAUUCAUAGUGAAAAAGUUCAUAUAACACUGGCAGCCAGAAUAGUGAGAUAAUUUCAAAUCUUGACCCAGGAGAAUUAGUUGAAGGAACUAAAAAUGUUUUAGCUUAGAGUCUAUGGAACAAGAAAGCCAUGUUCAAUAAUCAUAACUCUAGAGCUAGAAUUAACAUUAGAAGUCUUCUAAUGCAACCUCAACAUUUUAUAGAUGAAGAAACCAAAAUCUAGCAGUAAGUAAAGUGACUUGCUCAAGGUCACAUAGGCAGUAAGCAUCAAAUUUGAUUCUUGUGAGCAGAAUUUGAACCAAAGUCCUCUGAUCCUAGAGCCUUUCUCCUAAACCACAUAAUCUGACAAGCUCCUGUGCUGAAGGAAGAUUUGACUUGAUUUUUUUUUGUCCCAGAAAUAAUAGUAGGAUUAAUGGGUAGAAGUUAGGAGAAAGCAGACUUCGGCUAAAAGUGGAAAAGCAAAACUUCUUAAUAAAUAUAUGAAAUGGUUUAUCUUAGAAGGCAGUUAAGUUCCCCAUCACUAAAAGUAUUCAAGAAAAUUGGGAUUAUCACUGAAUUAGAAAUUUUACAGAAAGGAUUCAUGAUUCUGAUGAGGUCAGACUUAAUGACUUUGGAGACCCUUACCUAUUCUGAGAUUUAAUAAUUCUACAACAUGGUAACCAAAAUUAGCAUGGGGGAAGAGAGUAGUAUAGAGAGUAAAAGGGUUCUAUCAGAGCAUCUUUUAGAAUAUCCCAAAACAAUAUAAUGAAAAGCAAGAGAGAAGAAUAUACAGUAGGUUUAGAUGUACUUUUAUAAAAAAGCCCAUGGGAAAAGUAACCAAGUGUGUUAAUAAUUAUAAUUACAGCUUAUCAAUUCCCAUACCUGAAUAGCAGUCAUUCUGUUGCCUUUUUCAUACUAUCUUAUCCCUGAUCUGCCCUAUAGUACAAAGGUUCUUAACCUGGGAUCUAUGAAUUAGUUUUAAAAAAUAUUUUGAUAAAUAUAUUUCAAUAUAGAAUAUAGAAAUAAAUGUAUGUAUUAGAUGACAGAUCAGAAGCAGAAACCCAGCUGAACACUCUCAAAAUUCCCCUCUAAUUAACUUUAAAGUUAACUCUUCAUAUAAAAUUUUGGAGAGGCAGAGGCAAAAAAAAAAACAGAAAAAGAAAAAUAACAGCUUGAUAAAAGAGACCUAAACACCUUUAAAAACAAAAUUGAGAAGAGAAAUUCCAUUUAAAAUCACCCUAAACAAUAUAAAAUACUUAGGAAUCUAUCUGCCGAGACAAACACAAGAACUAUACUAGUACGACUACAAAACACUCCACACAAUUAAAACUAGAUCUAAACAAUUGGAAAAACAUUGAUUGCUCAUGGGUGGGACCUCAAAUUAAUUUACUUAUUUAGUGCCAUACCCAUUGAACUACCAAAAAACUUGUUUACUGAAUUAGAAAAAAACCAUAACAAAGUUCAUUUGGAAGAACAAAAGAUCAAGGAUAUCCAGGGAAAUCAUGAAAAAAAAAUGCGAAGGAAGGGGGCCUUGCAGUAUCAGAUCUCAAACUAUACUAUAAAGCAGUGGUCAUCAAAACAAUUUGGUACUGGCUAAGAGACAGAAAGGAGGAUCAGUGGAAUAUACUUGGGGUAAACGACCUCAGCAAGACAGUCUAUGAUAAGCCCAAUGUUCCUAGUAUUUGGGACCCAAACCCACUAUUUGAUAAAAACUGCUGGGAAAAUUGGAAGAUAGUAUCAGAGAGAUUAGGUUUAGAUCAACAUCUCACACCCUACACCAAGAUAAACUCAGAAUGGGUGAAUGACUUGAACAUAAAGAAGGAAACUAUAAGUAAAUUAGGUGAACACAAAAUAAUAUACAUGUCAGACCUGUGGGAAAGGAAAGAUUUUAAAACCGAGCAAGAGCUAGAAAAAAAUCACAAAAUGUAAAAUCAAUAAUUUUGAUUACAUCAAAUAAAAAAGUUUUUGUACAAACAAAACUAAUGCAUCCAAAAUUAGAAGGGAAGCAACAAAUUGGGAAACAAUCUUCAUUACAAAAACUUCGGACAAAGGUCUAAUUACUCAAAUUUAUAAAGAGCUAAACCAAUUGUACAAAAAAUCAAGCCAUUCUCCAAUUGAUAAAUGGGCAAGGGACACGAAUAGGCAAUUUUCAGUUAAAGAAAUUAAAACUAUUAAUAAACACAUGAAAAACGUGUUCUAAAUCUCUUAUAAUCAGAGAAAUGCAGAUCAAAACAAUUCUGAGGUAGCACCUCACACCUAGCAGAUUGGCUAACAUGACAGGGACAUUAAUUCAUUGCUGGUGGAGUUGUGAAUUGAUCCAACCAUUCUGGAAGGCAAUUCAGAACUAUGCCCAAAGGGCGAUAAAAGACUGUCUGCCCUUUGAUCCAGCCAUAGCACUGCUGGGUUUGUACCCCAAAGAGAUAAUAAGGAAAAAGACAUGUACAAAAAUAUUCAUUGCCCCACUCUUUGUGGUGGCAAAAAAUUGGAAAAUGAGGGGAUGCCCUUCAAUUGGGGAAUGGAUGAACAAAUUGUGGUAUAUGUUGGUGAUGGAAUACUAUUGUGCUCAAAGGACUAAUAAAGUGGAGGAAUUCCAUGGGGACUGGAACAACUUCCAAGAAUUGAUGCAAAGUGAGAGGAGUAGAACCAGGAAAACACUGUACACAGAGACUGAUACACUGUGGUACAUUCGAAUGUAAUGGACUUCUCCCUUAGUGACAAUGCUAUGACCCCAAACAACCUGGAGGAAUCUACGAGAAAAACCACUAUCCACAUGGAGAGGAAAUACUGUGGGAGUAAAAACACCAAAGAAAAACAACUGCUUGAAUACAUAGGCUGAAGGGAUGUGGUUGAGGAUGUAGACUCUAAAUGAACAUCCUGGUGCAAACAUCAACAUGGAAAUAGGUUCUGAUCAAGGACAAGCAAUACCCAAUGAAAUUGCGUGUUGGAUAUGGGAAGGGUGGGUGGAGGGGAGGGAGGGAAACAAUGUGAUUAUUGUAGCCAAGGAAUAAUGUUGUAAAUUGACUAUAUAAACUAAUUCAAAUGGGGGGAAAAAUUGACCAAAUGGUAAAAGAAGCAAAAAAAAAAAUUAAAAAAGCAGAAUUAAUCAAAUGGAAAGGGACAUAAAAGCUCACUCAAGAAAAUAAUUCUUUAAAAAUCAGAAUUGGGAAUAAGAAGCUAAUGAAUCCAUACGACAUCAAGAAACAAUGCAACAAAGUCAAAAGAAAUUAAAACAUUGAAGAAAAGGUGAAAUAUCUCAUUGGAAAAAACUGACCGAGAAAAUAGUUAAAAAAGGUAUUAAUUUAAGAAUUCUUGGACUACCAGAAAGCCAUGAUGAAAAAAAAAGCCUAAAAAUCAUCUUUCAAGAAAUUAUCAAGGAAAAAUGCCUCAAUAUUCUAGAACCAGAGGGUCGAAUAGAAAUGGAAAGAAACUGAACUCUAUUAUUAAGCUCUUCAAAGAGAUUCCAAAAUGAAAACAUUCAAGAGAUAGCAGAUUUGGGAGGCGUGGAGGGGAACAGUGUUUAGAAGCAAAAUAAAUUCUUAAGGAUAGAAAAGAAGAAUAAACAGAAAAUGGGAUGGAGGGAAAUGCAUAAUCAUAAUUGUAAGUGUGAAUGGGAUGAGGUUGACAUGGGCACUGUACCUCCAGAAACCUAGGCAAACUAUUAUCAGGGAAACUCCCUUGCUCCCUUACAUCCUCGUGACUCUGAGCCUAAAAACACCCAAUGACCCCUCUAGGGUCCUGAGAUGACUAUCUCUUCCUUUGAUCAUCCUCUAGAUUUAAGAUGGACAGAAAGAUGCACCUCAAGGCCAUACCUCAAACAUUUUGCUGUUCCACCUUACUAUCCUCCUGGCCAUUCUCAACAUUACCUCCUAAAUUAAUAAAUUUCUCUUUGUCUUUAA
This is a messenger RNA of Monodelphis domestica (gray short-tailed opossum), 9918 nucleotides long. RefSeq names its product cyclin dependent kinase inhibitor 3 (gene CDKN3). The record is from RefSeq and is a predicted model, not a curated record. Gene Ontology annotation, biological process: protein dephosphorylation. Gene Ontology annotation, molecular function: protein tyrosine phosphatase activity. Lineage: Eukaryota; Metazoa; Chordata; Mammalia; Didelphimorphia; Didelphidae.